Messenger RNA from Alternaria viburni, 411 nucleotides. RefSeq lists its product as uncharacterized. The transcript is spliced from 2 exons. Bases 1 to 411 code for a protein of 136 amino acids. The record is from RefSeq and is a predicted model, not a curated record. Lineage: Eukaryota; Fungi; Ascomycota; Dothideomycetes; Pleosporales; Pleosporaceae.
AUGUCGUACUACGAUAGCGAUCUCAAAGCCAUACUCGCGCGGUUCCACAACCAUGAAGACAACGAUACGCGCAAGGACAUGCUCAAGAAACUCAGCAACAAUCAGCUUUCGCGUGUUGUUAUCCAAGGUGUGAAGUCCGAGUUCGAAAGAGAAGGAUUAGAGGAAAUUGCGUUAGUCAUGCUAGGUGUCAUAUCAAGGGAUUCGCGCUCGGAGCUCGCGCAUGAUAUACAGGGCAAGAACGAAGUCGCGGUGAAGCAUGAAGCAGCCGAUGAAGAUGGUGAGGUCGUGAUCAAGAUGGAAGAAGAGUCAGACGACGACAACGGGGUCACCAUGAUGAGAUUCAAACACCUCAAGAUUGAUUUCAAAUACGAGAAGCCCGACCUCAAGGGGCCUAUCCCCAGGCUGCGAUAG